UUUUCCAUUUAGUCUUAGUGAGAAUAAAUUGAAUAUAUAUAUAUAUAUAUAUAUAUAUAUAUAUAUAUAUAUAUAACAUUGACAUCAUUUCUCUUAAUAUCAAUUUAUAUAGCAAGAUUGAGAUCUUAUAGCAGACACCAAACUGGAUGUGAUGAGAGAGAUGAGAGAUGGACGGCUACUGAGCCCAUUUACCCGCCGUUUCCAUGCUGACUCUUUUUUCCCAGCAAAAGUCAACUCCCUCGCUUCAAUCCUACAGCAUUUUAUUGAAUCGAGUUGCCCCUUCAAAGGCCAAGCUCUUCACGCUCAGAUCAUCAAGUUUGAUCUCCAAGCUAACACCAACAUAUCAAUCAAGCUCCUCAUCCUGUACCUCAAGUGCGGUUCGCUGGUUCAUGCCCGCAAUGUGUUUGAUCGGAUGCCAAGGCGAACUCUAUCUGCUUAUAACUACAUGAUUGCUGGGUACUUCAGGGAAGGCCGUUCUGAGGAGACGUUAGAUCUUGUACGGAAGCUCUCGUUCUCGAGUGAAAAGCCAGAUGGGUUCACCUUAUCGAUGGCCCUGAAACUGUUGGCGGGCUUGGCUUCGUGCAGAUUUCCAAGACAGGUCCACACUCAGAUUGUCAGAUUAGGAAUCGAUUCUGAUGAAGUUGUGUUUGCUGCUCUCAUUGACUCGUAUGUGAAGAAUGGGAAUCUUGGGUAUGCUAGGAGUGUCUAUGAUGCAAUGUCGGUGAGGAAUCUAGUGUGUUCUACUGCGCUGAUAGUUGGGUAUAUGAAUCAGAGGGCCUUCGGUAAAGCCGAAGAGAUAUUUCAGAAUAUAACAGAGAAGGAUGUGGUUGUGUUCAAUGCUAUGAUCGAAGGGUAUAGCAAAGAGUUAGAGGCAGCGACAAGUUCAAUUGAGGUCUACAAGCUGAUGCAACGGCUGAAUUAUCGGCCAACAAUCUCCACCUUUGUAAGUGUCAUCGGAGCUUGCUCUCUCUUGUCAGCUCUGGAUGUUGGACAACAGAUACAUGGCCAAAUGAUCAAGAUGGAAAUCUUUUCUCAUGUAAAAUGUGGGAGUGCACUCUUAGAUAUGUAUUCAAAAUGUGGAGAAGUCGAGGAUGCUCGGAAGAUGUUUGACCACAUGCCAGAUAGGAAUGUCUUUACCUGGACAUCAAUAAUUGAUGGGUAUGGAAAGAAUGGAAUCCCAAAUGAGGCUCUUAAUCUUUUCUAUGAAAUGAAAAGCGAAAAUGUUGGGCCCAAUUAUGCCACGUUCUUAAGUGUUUUAUCAGCUUGCGGGCAUGCUGGAUUGGUGUCAAGUGGUCAAAAGAUUUUUGAGAGCAUGGAAAGGGACUAUAAACUUAAACCAAGGAUGGAACACUAUGCCUGCAUGGUAGAUCUACUGGGCCGCCAUGGAAAUUUAAGUGACGCAUAUAACUUCAUCCAGCAGAUUCCUGAGAAGCCAAAUUCUGAUGUGUGGACAGCUUUGCUAGGAGCAUCCAGACUUCAUGGAGAUUUGGAGAUGGCAGAUGCUGCAGCAAAAGAGGUUUUUAAGCUGAGUCAAAAUGGAAGGCCAGGGGCUUAUAUUGCUUUGUCCAACACUUUUGCAGCUGCUGAGAAAUGGCAAGGUGUCAGUGAAGUAAGGGAUUUGAUGAAAGCAAGGGGUGUCUCCAAAGGCAUUGGUCAAAGUUGGAUGGAGAUGGACAAAGGUCUUUGAAACUUUCUUUUUUUGCAAUACCGAAAUUGAUGCUGAUGGAGAAGACCAAUCUUUUUGACUGGAAAUCAAAUUCUUCUGAAGUCCUGGAUGACAACUUUGGCUUGAGUUUGUAACCUAUUUGGAUACUGAUUAUAUAUUUUGCCUGAGGGCAAGUCUCAAUGAGUCCAUAUCCGUACAAAUUUAGCACCACGGCAUUUCAUAGUAGCAGUGAAAUCCACACUGUGGUGUUACCGGGAGUAUCGAAAUUUUAUCUAUAGUGGAAAUUGGUGACACAAAUGAAAUCAUGCUACAUACUACCUGUUUGUUCUCAGACAAGCUCUGUUUGAAUCAACUCAUUUUGCUAUUA
Musa acuminata AAA Group (dessert banana) is the source of this 2033-nucleotide messenger RNA. RefSeq names its product pentatricopeptide repeat-containing protein At1g28690, mitochondrial. The record is from RefSeq and is a predicted model, not a curated record. NCBI's taxonomy places the organism in Eukaryota, Viridiplantae, Streptophyta, Magnoliopsida, Zingiberales, Musaceae. Bases 152 to 1687 code for a protein of 511 amino acids. Gene Ontology annotation, molecular function: protein binding. The transcript has a single exon.